Indicator indicator is the source of this 858-nucleotide messenger RNA. RefSeq names its product deoxyribonuclease-1-like. Gene Ontology annotation, molecular function: DNA nuclease activity. Gene Ontology annotation, biological process: DNA catabolic process. NCBI's taxonomy places the organism in Eukaryota, Metazoa, Chordata, Aves, Piciformes, Indicatoridae. Gene Ontology annotation, cellular component: nucleus. The record is from RefSeq and is a predicted model, not a curated record. Bases 1 to 858 code for a protein of 285 amino acids. The transcript is spliced from 8 exons.
AUGGCAUCCUCGAAGCUCGUGCUGUCACUGCUGGCUGCAGCUCUCCUGCUGCAUAUGGCCACCACACUGAAGAUCAGCGCCUUCAACAUCAAGGCGUUUGGAGACACCAAGGUGUCCAACCAGACGAUCGCUAAUAUCAUUGUCUCUAUCCUGUCAGAAUAUGACAUUGCCCUGGUGCAGGAGGUCCGAGACGCUGACCUGAGUGCUGUGAAGAACCUCAUGGACAAGCUCAACAGUGCAUCCUCACACCCAUAUGACUAUUUGGUCAGCAUCCCCCUGGGUCGGACCAGCUACAAGGAGCAGUACCUCUUCAUCUACAGAUCAGACAUGGUCUCUGUGCUGGGAAGCUACUACUAUGAUGAUGGCUGUGAACCUUGUGGGACUGACACCUUCAGCAGGGAGCCUUUCAUUGUGAAGUUCUCCUCACCCACCACACAGGUGGAGGAGUUUGUGCUGGUGCCCCUGCACUCUGAGCCCAGCAACGCGGCAGAAGAGAUUGAUGCUCUCUACGACGUCUACACCGAUGUCAUCGACAAGUGGGCAACUAAUAACAUCAUCUUCCUGGGAGACUUCAACGCUGACUGCUCCUACGUGACCAGCUCCCAGUGGCCGUCCAUCCGCCUGCGCUCCCUCCGUGCCUGCGCGUGGCUCAUCCCCGACAGCGCUGACACCACCGUCGCUGACACCACCGACUGCGCCUAUGACCGCAUUGUCGCCUGUGGCACCGCACUGCGCCAGGACAUCGUGCCCGGCUCUGCCACUGUCAACAACUUCCAGAAGACUUUCCACCUCCAGAACAAGGAUGCUUUGGCUGUCAGCGACCAUUUCCCAGUGGAAGUGACCCUGAAAGCCCACUGA